Molecule: messenger RNA, 4539 nt
Organism: Nannospalax galili (Upper Galilee mountains blind mole rat)
Lineage: Eukaryota; Metazoa; Chordata; Mammalia; Rodentia; Spalacidae
Gene: Kif3c
Product: kinesin family member 3C
Exons: 8
Coding region: 798-3179 (793 amino acids)
Biological process (GO): microtubule-based movement; mitotic cell cycle
Cellular component (GO): microtubule
Molecular function (GO): microtubule binding; ATP binding; plus-end-directed microtubule motor activity
Source: RefSeq, a predicted model, not a curated record
GGGCACAGGACCUGAGUGGGCACCCGAGCCUGUCAUCCCUGAGGGGUCGGCGGGGUGCAGACGGCGAUGCACCCCUGUCCCUCGCCUACCGGCCGCGCGCGGCUAGCGUCUCCCAUCCCGCGGCCCCGCCCCUUGCCCCACCCCAGCCGGGGGACCUAGCCCCGGCCGCUGCGCAGCGGCGGCCGCAACAGCACUCUCGCCGCCGCUGCUCCGCCCCAUCCCCUUCUGUUUUUCUCUCAUUCUCCGGUGGCGGCGACAGGGAAGGCGGAGGAGAGGCUGCAGCAGCCGGCGCUGCCUGCAAUGAAUGAUCCCCCAGCUGGGAGGGAGGACUCCAGGUGAGCCUCUGCCCUCCGAAGGACCGGGACCCCCCGGCCGCCCAGGACUCGCAGCCCCCGCCAUGGAUCCCUAGAGGAAGACGAGAAGGGGGAGGAGAAGACAGCUCUGCCGCCCACCCCCAUCUCAUUUUCCUCUUCCUUUAUCUCAUUGUUGCCGAAGCUGUUUACAGCAGCGCUCCCUCUUGCCCCAGCAUGGGGCGGGCUCUGGGCACUGCCCUUCGGCAGACGCUGCUAGUGCAGUUGCCUGGGGAUUCUGCCUAAUUCUACCUCCCCAGCCGGUGCACGGAGGACCUGAGAGCUGUGGAGGCCGGGACUGCAGCAGCCUCGGGGCCACCUCCCAGCAUCCCCACCCUAGGAGGCUGCAUGCGGAUUGAAGAGCAGCGCCUGGGGGCUGGGCGGGCCUUGCUGAUCCGGACCUAGGACUAGGACCGGAGGACCAACCGGGAAGGACAGUGCAGCAAGAUGGCCAGUAAGACCAAGGCCAGCGAGGCCCUGAAGGUGGUGGCCCGGUGCCGCCCCCUCAGUAGGAAGGAAGAGGCUGCUGGUCAUGAGCAGAUUCUGACCAUGGACGUGAAACUGGGCCAGGUGACUCUGCGGAACCCCCGCGCGGCACCUGGGGAGCUGCCCAAGACCUUUACUUUUGAUGCUGUGUAUGAUGCCAGCUCCAAGCAGGCAGACUUGUAUGAUGAAACCGUGAGGCCCCUGAUAGACUCAGUGCUUCAGGGUUUCAAUGGCACCGUGUUUGCCUAUGGACAGACAGGCACUGGCAAGACCUACACCAUGCAGGGGACCUGGGUGGAGCCGGAGCUCCGCGGGGUCAUCCCCAACGCCUUUGAGCACAUCUUCACACACAUCUCCCGCUCCCAGAACCAGCAGUAUCUGGUUCGGGCCUCCUACUUAGAGAUCUAUCAGGAGGAGAUUCGAGACCUGCUCUCCAAGGAGCCAGGCAAGAGGCUUGAGCUGAAGGAGAAUCCCGAGACAGGCGUCUACAUCAAGGACCUCUCCUCCUUUGUCACCAAGAAUGUCAAGGAGAUCGAGCAUGUGAUGAACCUGGGGAACCAGACCCGGGCUGUGGGCAGCACCCACAUGAAUGAGGUCAGCUCCCGCUCCCAUGCCAUCUUCGUCAUUACUGUGGAGUGCAGUGAGCGUGGCUCAGAUGGCCAGGACCAUAUCCGAGUAGGCAAGCUCAACCUAGUAGACCUGGCUGGCAGUGAGCGGCAGAACAAGACAGGCCCCAACACACCUGGAGGGCCAGCCACACAGUCCACAGCUGGUGGUGGCAGUGGAGGUGGCAGUGGUGGUGGUGGUGGCAGCAGUGGAGAGAGGCCUAAGGAAGCCUCUAAAAUCAACCUUUCACUGUCUGCCCUGGGCAAUGUGAUUGCUGCUCUGGCUGGCAACAGGAGCACUCACAUUCCAUAUCGGGACUCCAAACUGACCAGGCUGCUCCAGGAUUCACUAGGGGGCAAUGCCAAAACCAUCAUGGUGGCCACAUUGGGGCCAGCUUCUCAUAGCUAUGAUGAGAGCCUCUCCACACUACGGUUUGCAAACAGAGCCAAGAACAUCAAGAACAAACCCCGGGUGAAUGAGGACCCCAAGGACACCCUGCUUAGGGAAUUCCAGGAGGAGAUAGCCCGCCUGAAGGCCCAGCUGGAGAAGAAGGGGAUGCUAGGGAAGCGGAGGAAGAGCAGCCGCAGGAAGAAGGCUGUGUCAGCCCCAGCAGGGUACCCAGAGGGGCCUGUGAUCGAGGCCUGGGUGGCUGAAGAGGAAGAUGACAACAAUAACAAUCACCGCCCACCCCAACCUAUCCUGGAAUCAGCCUUGGAGAAGAACAUGGAGAAUUACCUGCAGGAACAGAAGGAGCGGCUGGAGGAGGAGAAGGCCGCUAUCCAGGAUAACCGCAGCCUAGUGAGCGAGGAGAAACAGAAACUUCUGGAGGAAAAGGAGAAGAUGCUGGAGGAUCUGCGGCGGGAACAGCAGGCCACAGAGUUGCUUGCUGCCAAGUACAAGGCCAUGGAGAGCAAACUACUCAUCGGGGGCAGGAACAUCAUGGAUCACACCAAUGAGCAACAGAAGAUGCUGGAACUGAAGCGACAGGAGAUUGCUGAGCAGAAACGCCGUGAGCGGGAAAUUCAGCAGGAGAUGAUGCUCCGAGAUGAAGAGACCAUGGAGCUCCGAGGUACCUACACGUCCCUGCAGCAGGAGGUGGAGGUUAAAACCAAGAAACUGAAGAAGCUCUACGCCAAGCUGCAGGCGGUGAAGGCGGAGAUCCAGGACCAACAUGAUGAGUACAUCCGCGUGCGGCAGGACCUGGAGGAGGCACAGAAUGAGCAGACCAGGGAACUCAAGCUCAAGUACCUGAUCAUCGAGAACUUCAUCCCCCCUGAGGAGAAGAACAAGAUCAUGAACCGGCUCUUCCUGGACUGUGAGGAAGAACAGUGGAAGUUCCAGCCUCUGGUGCCUGCAGGAGUGAAUAACAGCCAAAUGAAGAAGCGGCCAACAUCUGCAGUGGGCUACAAGAGACCUAUCAGCCAGUAUGCUCGGGUUGCCAUGGCAAUGGGGUCCCAUCCCAGAUACAGGGCUGAAAAUAUAAUGUUUUUGGAAUUGGAUGUGUCUCCACCUGCUGUCUUUGAGAUGGAAUUUUCCCACGACCAAGAACAAGACCCUCGUGCACUACACAUGGAGAGGCUUAUGCGGUUGGACAGCUUUCUGGAAAGACCUUCCACGUCUAAAGUGCGAAAGUCCAGAUCCUGGUGCCAGAGUCCUCAGCGGCCUCCACCCUCCACCACACAUGCCUCCAUGGCCUCUGCUCCUCUGCACCCUGCAACAGUGGUAGACCAUGAUUGAUAACCUUCAGUCAGCUGCCCACCUGACAGACUCCUAAGACAGGGCAGCAAACCCUGGCUCAUCUCAUCUGCCGUUUGGUGCAUGUGUGUGGUGUGUGUGCAUAAGCUGUAUGUAUGUAUGUGUGUGUGUGUGUGUGUGUGUGUGUGUGUGUGGGUGGGUGGGUGUGGGUGUGGGUGUGGGUGGGUGUGCGAAGAGGCAAGAAUCUGGCAGAUGGUGCCUCUGCCGCUGUCUGUGCCUCCUUUAUUUAAUUCAUGUUAUUUAUUCAUGGAGCUUGGUUAGUGAGGAGAGAUGUCCUUGCCUGAGCUGUCUGGGCCUGCCAUGCUCACUGCAUAGCCUCCUUUUCUCCUUAGCUGGGGAGACCCUCCCAGUCAGAUCUCAAGCUCCUCCCCCAUGUCAGCUACCCCUAGGAGGGAAGAUGGCCUAUGCCUGAGAAGACAGUACUUUUUCUACCCAUCUUUUUCCAUAGUCUCCAUCUUCUCCUCUGAUGGUGAGCGCACUUGAACACAUUCUGGGGAUGGGAAACUGCUGGGUACCCACUGAGGGCAGGAGGCUUCCUGACAGUGUUGGGCCUAUGCUCCUGGUGGACUGAGCCUUGCUCUCCUCUCUCUGGGCCUCAGACUCUUCCAACCUCCCCCGCUCUUUUCCAAGGACUUCAGUGGCCUCACCAACACUCAGCCCAUGUUCUUCAGACUUGGCAAGAACUCAUGACUUCCCCAACUCUACAUCCUUGCCCACCUUCCCCACUCUCAGACUGGGUAUUGUGAACAACCAGUUGUCGCCGUGGGACCUGAAGGAAAUGGAACAGUGUGGAGACAACGUGGCCUGUCAUCAAGGAAAGUCCCUCCUCUGCUCUCUUUGUUGCUGUCCCCUCCAAGAAGUUCCUUUGGUGAACAGCCAUCAAACUAACUCUGUUUUGAGGUGUGGCUUCUUCCGGCUUUGAUCAUUGUUCCCCCACAGCUGCCAGAUCUCAGUCCAGGGAGGGAUCAGUGUCAUUCUGCCCCUGACUGUAAGCAGAUAGCAAAAUCCGUUCCUUUUCCCUUGCAGCUAGCACAAGAAAAAGAGACCAGGCACCGUCUUUGCUGGAUUGCUAUUUACCCCUGUUUCUUAGCCACAUUUUGGGGAAUACAAUUUGCUGAAAAUUACCGAGUUUAUGCAGUGUAGUGGUUAUCACAUUCACCUCACAAUUCGUUGAAAAUCCAUCCAUUCUCUACUACUUGUACAAAUUGGUCCUUCCUCAGCUUCUCACCUUCCUUUGUGAUAGCCCCAAAUGUCUCCAGGUAUUGCAAGUGAUAAGUAAAUUUCUAUUUUUAAAAAAGUUAAUUUUCAUUCCCUUUUUUUUUAACAUGGUAAAACUUUUUUU